Molecule: messenger RNA, 4033 nt
Organism: Tympanuchus pallidicinctus (lesser prairie-chicken)
Lineage: Eukaryota; Metazoa; Chordata; Aves; Galliformes; Phasianidae
Gene: STC1
Product: stanniocalcin 1
Exons: 4
Coding region: 172-915 (247 amino acids)
Biological process (GO): intracellular calcium ion homeostasis
Cellular component (GO): extracellular region
Molecular function (GO): hormone activity
Source: RefSeq, a predicted model, not a curated record
CCACGCAUUGCAGGGCAGCGAUUCCCCCCCCCCAAGCCCGGGCUCGCUCCUUGCAUUCCCAUCCAGCUCCACAUCUUUGCUCGAGCCGGAGUGGAAGAACACAUACACCAAAAAAAAAAAAAAAAAAAAAAAAAAGCCAAAAAGCCACACUUAGCGGAAACUUGUCAGAGAAUGCUCCUAAAGUCUGGUUUGCUGCUGCUGCUGGUGAUCAGUGCGUCCGCGUCCUACGAAGCUGAACAGAAUGACUCUGUGAGCCCCAGGAAGCCCAGGGUUGCAGCCCAGAACUCAGCCGAGGUGGUUCGCUGCCUGAACAGUGCCCUCCAGGUGGGCUGUGGGGCUUUUGCCUGUCUGGAGAACUCCACGUGUGACACGGAUGGAAUGUACGACAUCUGCAAGUCCUUCCUCUACAGCGCUGCUAAAUUUGACACUCAGGGAAAAGCUUUUGUGAAAGAAAGCUUGAAAUGCAUCGCCAAUGGAGUCACAUCCAAGGUGUUCCUCGCCAUCCGGAGGUGCUCCACGUUCCAAAGAAUGAUCUCCGAAGUGCAGGAGGAGUGCUACAGCAAGCUGGACAUGUGUGGCAUUGCAAAGCGGAAUCCUGAAGCCAUCACAGAGGUCGUGCAGCUCCCAAAUCAGUUCUCAAACCGGUAUUACAACAAGCUGGUGAGAAGCUUACUGGAGUGCGACGAAGAGACUGUGAGCACCAUCAAGGACAGCUUGAUGGAGAAGAUCGGGCCCAACAUGGCGAGCCUCUUCCACCUGCUGCAAACAGACCACUGCGCCCAGGGCCACCCGCGCACGGACUUCGCCAGGAGACGCAUCACCGAGCCGCAGAAGCUCAAACUCUACUUCAGGAACCUCCGAGGUGAGGGGUCCAGCCCAGCCCACGCCAAGCGCAGCUCUGCCGAAAGCGCGUAACGCCUCGGCCGCGCGAUGGGUGUAAGGGAUGCUAAGCACUACCAAAGCUGAAGUCUCUCUUCUAGAAGAGUAAUGCACCCAAACCAAGUGUACUGUAGCUAGUUUUAAUAACAACUAGGAACUGGUUUUAGAUUUAGUCAUUGAUAUUUUCUAUUCCUCUCCAACCAACUUUUGCAUGGGUCUGUGUUCAGUGUCUCAGCUUUCCCGCCGUCAAAAUGUCUCCAUCCCUCUUUUCUUCCCCACAAAAAGUGAUCCCAAACGAUCCUAGUCUCAAGUAGAACCGUGCAGCAGUCAGGCCUUCAGACACCAAACCCUAAAGUACUGUAGCACUAACACCAUUGAGGUCUGAAGAUUUGGCACCCAGGAGAAUCGCCGAUUCUCGCUCGUAGCAAGCUGGUAGGCGACAAUAGAUGCACUAACAACUAUUGCACAUCCUAAUGAUGUCAGUGGAAUUCGUGUUAUGAAUCUGUGCUGGCCAUGGACGAAUAUGAAUGUCAUAUUCCUGGUCUCUUAGCGUCAUGCAGUCCCUAAUUCUUCCAACACAGCUCCUUUAACUCGUUGGUUUACGAACCUGUUGGUUGGUUUACCAAACUCACUAGCUGUGGGUGAUUCUCAUCACCAUGACCUGGCACCACAGUGCAAAAUGAGCCCAAAUCACCCCCCCCUCCCCCGAUACACAGAAAAUCAGGAAAGGAACAUUUUGUACUACGGAAAUGAUUAAAAGCGGUGCCAGUCUAUGGUUAAAGCUAGUCAGAAGGUUACAUAAUAUUGCAUUGUAUUUAAAAGCUAACAUCUAUGUACUGUAUUUAACUGUCUAAAGCUUUAAGAGAAGUUAACAAAAACAAACCCUGUCUUAAGACAAGAGUAUUAAAGGUCUUGCUCUAACUGUGGUAUAAAUAGUUUUAAAAUCUGUCAUGUACUGUACAUAAAUUCCAUGAGAGUCUGCUUGACAGGAGCAGAAUAUAAUAACUUUAUUGCAUAAACCUAGUUUUGUAAGUUAGCUAUUCUUUUUUUUCCUGGAAAUAGUAUCUCUGUCAUAUUUGAGAGCUCACCUUCUACUCUGUGGCCUUUUUAUAACAGAAGAGAGAAAACGUUUGGCCAGAAACAAACCUCUCUUCGUAGCUGAAAUGGGGAAGAGAAAAGCAAAAGGAGCUCAGAGUGGCCAUAGCUGUACCCAAGGCUGCUGGAGAGCUGCUGGGGGGAACGCCAGGCGGUUCUUUGGGAUCCCGAAGGCAAAACUUCCCAUAGAAAGGUCAUUUCUGGGGAAAGGCAGGAAAUCUUGAGAAAAAAAGUAUCGUAAGCUCCUGCAGCAAAGCAAGGCGCAUGCAUGAAGCUCUCAGACCUGCCUUUCCUCCCACCCGUCUCUCCCGCAGCCUCCGCCAACAGGACCAGGGCCGGUCCCACGGCCGCGGAUGGGGGCCUUCCCCCGACGCCGCUCUCUGCACAGUAGCCCUUUGUGGCACGCGAUCGGCACGGCCAGCUCCAAAAUCUGUCCCGCUGGAGCCUGUCUGCGGCGUGGAUGACUCUUGCUCAACUAGUUAGAGAGCUAAUAAAGGAGGUAUCUAUUUUUUUUCUUUUCGAAAUCUAAAGCAAUAUAACUCUUUUUUUUUUUCUUUUCCUCUUUUUUUCUUGCUUUCUUUCUUUUCUUUUUUUUUUUUUUAACCACAAAGCCUUUAAACAAUAACUUGCUGCUAAUAUAUUGAAACCAGAUGCAGUGGCAGCAUUUCUCAUACUGCUGUCUUCAUUAAAUGUAGCCCAAAAGUGCUGUCGUGAAAUUGUAAGCAGCAAAAAAUGUUGCUGACGGUAGAGGGUUGGGGUUUUCGUUUUGUUUUGUUUUUGAGUACUCAGAAUCGUGCAGUCCAGGACAAACAAGAUGCAAUAUUGCUCGUUCUUAAAGUCAGGUGUAUAUAGAGUCCGACACCAUAAAGUUUUGCAAGGUGAAAACCAAAGUCCCUUUGAACACCGUGAUCCUAAAAGUUUGGCUCUUACUGAAGAUCUAGCCCUGGGGCUGUGCGCUGUGCAGCGUUACACCACAACUGGGAGAUCUGCUGGGGUUGUGCAUUGAGUGCGUGUAUUUUGGGGGGGGCAGUGGCUCCAAAAAGAUGUCACUUGGUUGGAGUGUCCCAGCAGGAUGGCUCUGGGCAAUAGAAAGCAGCUCCCAGCUGACUUCCCCGUGGGCUGAUGCCAGUAGAGCUCAAUGAGCUCGUCUAGAUGCUCUGGUGGCAAUUGAUUUCUAUGCUGCUUUGUGCAGCACUUCUAUGAAAACCCAAAGCUUUACGAAGUUGAUUUAAGGUUGGGAGUCCAAACCCAAACUUUUUGGGUUCUCCUCACUUAUCUUUUUUUUUUUCACUGGGAACCCAAGGCUUGUUUGGCUUUGUCACGAGGUCACGGGCAUGGGUUGGUGGUUGGACCAGAUGCUCUUAGAGGUCUUCCAACAUCAAUGAUUCAGUGAGGAAGCUGCAAGCACAGAAAAAAUCCAAAGACUUGGGGUUCACCUUGCCAAACUUUUAGCCUAAGCUGGUCACUUAAACUCUCCCUUAUCAGCAGAGGGGGACAUGGUGGCGCUUCCCAUCGAUUGGGAACGGUGCCCCAUGGGUAUGGUCUGAAUUAGGUGAGAGAAAUCCCCCUGGAGAUGGGGAAUGAUUCUCAACAGUAAGUCCAGCUAUUUCACACUUUAUUUAAUCUCUGAUGCUUUAUUUUUUUAAUCUUGCGUUCACUGCAGAAAUGAUUUCUCUCGGAGGCGGGGAGGGGCUUAUCUAGAAAUGUUUGCAUGAUUCUCAUUGUGAUUUGUUUGCACUUUAGAUGUUUUGUGCCAUUAUAAAUUUGCAUUAUGUAUUUAUAAUUUAAAGAUACUUAGAAGGGGGAGAGAGUUUUGGUUUUUUGUUUUUGUUUUUUUGCUGAGUACUGGAAUAAACAGUGAGCAUAUCUGGUAUAUGUCAUUAUUUAUUGUUUAAAUUACAUUUUUAAAGCUCAGUGUGUUCAUAUAAAGGUUAUUUGAAACAUAUCAUAGUAAUGAGAAAGAUGCAAGUUAUUUUCUUUGCUUAUUUUUAUAAUUGAAGAUGCAUAACAUAAUGAGGCCUAUGUUGGAUUUUCUUCUGCAAUGAAAUAAAAUGUCAAA